CGAAUACAGAUAUAUUACAAUGAAGGAAAGGCGAUUCUAGAUUUCCAAUCUAGUCCGAUAUUAUUCACUAAAGGCUUAUAUACUGGAUCCAGUCUUUGACAAAAAUAUAAAAUUAUGACAAGUUCAAAUCACUGGCAUGUUGACAGUAUUGAUGAUGCACUUGCUGCUGACUUUGAUGGAAGUCUGUCAGGUUUGGGAAUGGAGCUAGGGACUGGCUCUUUCAACAUGAGUGAAACAUUGAUGGCUUUACCAACCCUGAAUAGUUUGAAACAAGAACAAGAAACUAAUGGUGAGAUUUCCAACAAUAAUGGUAAUAGUGACAACCAAAAUCAGAGUAGUGAAGACACAACCCGAUCUACACAAGUAGUACUCCAAGGGAAGAAGAAUAGACUGCCUCUGACCAACUAUGAUGAUUGUUCUUACAGUACCACUAAACGAUUCUGUGUUAGCACAGAAAGAGAUCCAAUUGACAGCCCAGUACCAGAAGUUAGCAGAUAUCGACACAGCUCAUCUGUACCUGAUUUGCAUGCAGCAGCAUCACAGUCUCCUGCUUCAAUCACUGUUGAUACAUCCGUCCUCACUCAUAUGCUUCAACUAUCAUCUGUAUCUCCUUCAACUAUCCACAAUCAAGUGACAGCACAAGAAUCCAACUCUUCGAUAGUUCUUCCUGUUCUCCAUAGCACAGAAUUUCAGUACAUUCUUGGGGCUGCAACUGCCAUAGCCACCAAAAUGCAUGAGGAAACAAUGACAUAUCUAAACCAAGGACAGUCAUAUGAAAUUAAGCUGAAAAAACUGGGAGACCUAACAGAAAUGAGAGGAAAGUUAUUAAAGAGUUUUAUCAAAGUUGGAUUUCAAGAGAGAAGGUUGCAAUUUGUAGAAAAAGAACAAAUCGCCCUGUGGCAACAGCAGCGUCCCAGUGAAAGAAUAUUAGAAAUUGACAUUCCACUGUCCUAUGGAGUUUAUGAAGUUAUAAAUGAUCCUCAGGCAGUGAACAAAUGUGAAUUUUUAUGGGAUCCCACUAAGGAAACUGGAGUAUUCAUUAGGGUGAAUUGCAUUAGCACAGAAUUUACACCUAAAAAGCAUGGUGGGGAAAAAGGAGUUCCAUUUCGCAUCCAGAUUGAAACAUACAGCCAUAGUGGUGAUCUUGCUGAAAAGCUGCAUGCAGCUUCUUGUCAAAUGAAAGUAUUCAAGCCUAAAGGUGCAGACAGAAAACACAAAACGGAUCGAGAGAAGAUGAUCAAGAGGCCGCAAUCAGAACAAGAGAAGUUUCAACCAUCUUAUGAUUGUACAGUCCUGACUGAGUGCUCAGCAGAAACUCUCUACUCAACCUCCCCACCACCUAUUACAUGUACUUCCAACAUGUCCUCUACCUCCUUCACAACUUCCACUUCAGUCAGUAUCUCCCCAAAAAGUUCAAGUCCAGAGUUAACAAGUGUGUUCAAGCCCAUUGAACAGAUUCAGUCCCCUCCAAGUCCGAUAGCAGAUGUGAUAUCCUUACCUGAGCUAUCUCCUCGAGCCACUGUAGGUUCAGACUUGUUGAGACUGACCAGAAAUGAUCUUAUUCAGAUUUGUGGCCUCACUGAUGGGAUAAGACUGUACAACACUCUUCAUUCCAGGAGAAUACCACCUCGUUUAACUAUUUAUGUAUGUCCUUCAUCAGAACAAGUUUUUCGAGCCAUCUUUUUUGAGAAGUUAACAGUAACAGAGCUAGUCACCCAAUUCAAUAAUGUUUUCUCCCUACAUCUCCAAACUCACACUUCAAUAUGUUGUUGUGGACCAUCUGGUAUCAAGGUUCUACUCACAGAUCAGGUUGUCCAAAAUAUGCAAGAUGAGGCGAUGUUUACACUUGAAUUAAGUAAAGGUAACAACAGGUGUUAUAUUUUCAUGCUUGAAUAUGCAGAGAAUUGUAUUGUUUUAGAAUUAUAG
This is a messenger RNA of Limulus polyphemus (Atlantic horseshoe crab), 1926 nucleotides long. Its product is annotated as transcription factor CP2-like. NCBI's taxonomy places the organism in Eukaryota, Metazoa, Arthropoda, Merostomata, Xiphosura, Limulidae. Gene Ontology annotation, biological process: regulation of transcription by RNA polymerase II. The transcript is spliced from 17 exons. Gene Ontology annotation, molecular function: RNA polymerase II cis-regulatory region sequence-specific DNA binding; DNA-binding transcription activator activity, RNA polymerase II-specific. Gene Ontology annotation, cellular component: nucleus. Bases 115 to 1926 code for a protein of 603 amino acids. The record is from RefSeq and is a predicted model, not a curated record.